AUGGACCACCCCCUUCAGCCUUUGUCAGCCAAGCCGCCGCCCCAACCCCAACCAGCCGUCAUCAUUGCUGGAGCCGGGAUCUGCGGUCUGCUUCUGGCACAGUACCUCCGCAAAUCCGGGGUGCCGUUUCGAAUCUUCGAGCGGGACACGGACUUUACCACUCGCGGGCUCGGAUGGGGUCUCACCCUGCACUGGUCGCUGCCUGCCCUGCGCGCGCUCCUGCCCGACGACCUGGUCCGCCGGCUUCCCGAAGCCUACGUCGACAGAGCCGCCGUGGCCACCGGCCUGACGUCGGCCUUCCCCUUCUACGACUUGAGCACCGGCGAGCGUCUGUCUGCGGCCCCGUUUGCACCCGAGGCGCAGCGAAUCCGGGUCAGCCGCAACGUAUUCAGGCGUAUUCUGGCGACCGGGAUCGACAUUGAGUGGGGAAAGGCAGUGAGCGGAUUCGAAGCAGCAGAGGGCGACGGUGAUGGCAAGGAGUCCGUCACAGUCCGACUCGAAGACGGUUCUUGGUGUGUCGGGAGGCUGCUUGUGGCUUGUGACGGGAGCCAGUCCCGCAUACGACGAGCUCUCUUCCCCGACACGCCUGCCUUUCAAAUUCCCGUCCGUGUGAUUGGGGUCAGAAUCGACUGCACCCCCGCACAGAUUGAGCCAGUCCGGAAGCUUGACCCCUUUUUCCUCCAGGGGACUUCGUCAAAGGACAAUACUUAUGUGUAUUUCAGUGUGCUUGACGCCCCUGGCAACCAUGGGGAAAACGUCGCAGACCCGGCGUCGGGCAAGUACAGCUGCCAGAUAGUGGCGUCGUGGCCCGUCCGGAGUGGCUUUCUUGGGGAGCCGUUGCCAAUUCCCUUCCCCGCCACUGGCGCCGAGGGAGCCAAGCUCAUGAAAAGGUUUGCUGAAACAUGGGCUGAGCCGUUGCGGUCCUUGGUUCACUCGCUCCCGGAGGACGAUGCCGGAGCUAGUGGCACAGACAUGAAGUCGCUCGAGCUUCACGACUGGCCGCCGCCGCACGGCCUGAGGACUACCGCCAGUGUGGCACUGGUCGGGGACGCCUUGCACCCAAUGUCCAUGUAUCGAGGCGAGGGGGCCAACCACGCCAUUGUAGACGUUCUCGAGCUCGCAGAGCUCGUUAUCGGGCCCCAAAUUGUUCAGGACAGCAGCAACAGCAGCAACAGCAGCGGUCACGGUGGUAGUGACAGUGACAGUGAUAGUGACAGGCACAAGAGACUGCGGGCCGCGCUGGACCAGUUCGAGGACGUGGUUGCGGCUAGAACGCGUCCUGCGGUUCUCGCGUCUAGACAGGCGUGCAUUGAUGCGCACAGCUGGGAAAGGAUCAGCGACCAGAGCCCGCUGCUGAGCAGGCGGGUCAUGAAGAUUGAUUUCGACGAGAAGGAUCUGUACCUACCUUAA
Molecule: messenger RNA, 1410 nt
Organism: Lasiosphaeria miniovina
Lineage: Eukaryota; Fungi; Ascomycota; Sordariomycetes; Sordariales; Lasiosphaeriaceae
Exons: 4
Coding region: 1-1410 (469 amino acids)
Molecular function (GO): FAD binding
Source: RefSeq, a predicted model, not a curated record